Molecule: messenger RNA, 375 nt
Organism: Paramuricea clavata
Lineage: Eukaryota; Metazoa; Cnidaria; Anthozoa; Malacalcyonacea; Plexauridae
Source: the annotation of a GenBank genome assembly
AAACGUUCAGAGGAAACUGACAUUGAGCGGCAAAUUAGACUUCAAAAAUUAAGAGAGUCCAUUAAACAGAAACGGUCAGAGGAAACCGACAGUGAAAAACAAAUUAGACUUCAAAAGGAUUGUGAGUCUAAAAAAAGAAAGCGGUCAGAGGAAAGUGACACCAACAGACAAAUAAGGCUUGAGAAAGAUAGACUUAAUACAAAACAAAAGCGGGCAAACAAAGUGUCACAGCCUCAACAUGAAAUACUAAAUCAACAGGAUUAUUUAAAUAUGUUUGACAACACAAAUAAUGGUGGUAUUGAAGAGCAAUGUUGGGCUAAGGCUAACAUUAAUAAGUUUAAUAAGUCUGUGCAAUACAGUGUCAGUCAGUGUACA